Molecule: messenger RNA, 1358 nt
Organism: Salvia splendens (bonfire salvia)
Lineage: Eukaryota; Viridiplantae; Streptophyta; Magnoliopsida; Lamiales; Lamiaceae
Product: E3 ubiquitin-protein ligase Os04g0590900
Exons: 1
Coding region: 422-1225 (267 amino acids)
Biological process (GO): protein ubiquitination
Molecular function (GO): transferase activity
Source: RefSeq, a predicted model, not a curated record
UAUUUAAUUAGUUUAUGGAUACAAAAAGCUAUACGUUUUCAUACUCCAAGCAUAUGUUGAUGAAAUAUACGCCCAAGCAUGACCUUUUAGCGCUGUAAUAUCCUAAUUCCAAAGAAACUUUAAAGAUUCGCAUACUCCAUAUAAUCAAUAUUCUUAAAUUUGAUUUAUCUGGAUUGGUACAACUAACUUGGUUGCUAGUAUUUUUUAUUUCGUCAUAUAAAGUGACAUUGAAUGGUUGGGGCGAGAGAUUAAUGGAGGAAUAAAGAGGAAAAGAUAAAGGUUAGUCAAUGAUAAGGUAUACCAAUCAAAACAUACUCUUUAAUUUCCCUUUUGUUCCUUUCCAUUUUAAACUCCUUUAUCAUUCCCCUCACGUUUUCAGCUCCCCAUUCCUCUCAACCUAGCCUCAAAUCAACACCAAAUUAUGAAUACGCUAGCGAUCGGCAGCCGCAUCAAGGAUUGCUCUAAAGGAUUCUGCAGCUUCUUCUGCCCGCAGUGGUGCUACAUAGUCUUCCCUCCUCCUCCGCCGCCGCCGUUGGAGUAUCUCCCCGACGGCGGUAACUCCGGCCCCGACUUCUCUCCCUUCAUCAUCACAAUCAUCGGCUUAUUGGCGGCCGCGCUGCUCCUCCUUAGCUACUACGCCAUCCUCUUCAAUUACUGCCGCGGCAGAAGAAUCCAAAGGCGCGGCCAAACGAGCCGCGCCGUGGAAGUUGAGAGCGGAGAGGGCGGCAGCCAGGAGGGGACAUGGUUCGUUGCGACCAACCGAGGGCUGGACGAGGCGCUGGUGAGGUCGAUGGCGACGUUCAAGUACCGGAGAAGGGAAAGGUUGGUGGAAGGCACGGAAUGUUCGGUUUGCUUGAGUGAGUUUGUGGAAGAGGAGAGGCUUAAGCUUCUCCCUAAAUGUAGUCACGCAUUUCACGUGACAUGCAUCGACACGUGGCUCAAAUGCCACUCCAACUGCCCGCUUUGCCGAGCCAACGUGGCUGGUCCGGCCUCAUCGCCGCCUCCUCCUUCUCUGCCUCCGCUAUCGCCACAAGGCGCGGGGGGGAAUGUGGAGAUAGGUAUUGGAGAUCAAGAAGAGGGCACGAAAGAUGGACGGAUUAGAAGAUCAGUGUCCAUGGAUUCGGUUUUCGAACGGGGUUUGAUGAUAGAUGAUCCAAGUAGUACGAGUAGGGCUAGAGAGAUGAAGAGAUCACAUUCAAGUGGAAGGUGGUUCGUCUCUAAAUAGGGUAAAUUAACACAAAAACUCUAGUUUUUCAUGGAAUGUUUUUAGUGGUGAGAUUUGUAUGUUGAGAUAGGGACUAGAUUGUGUGAAAAGAUCACAAAUGAAGUAAGGUAAAAAUUUUCGGAUAAUUUGCGGG